Telopea speciosissima is the source of this 2249-nucleotide messenger RNA. RefSeq names its product cellulose synthase-like protein E1. Gene Ontology annotation, cellular component: trans-Golgi network; plasma membrane. Lineage: Eukaryota; Viridiplantae; Streptophyta; Magnoliopsida; Proteales; Proteaceae. Gene Ontology annotation, molecular function: cellulose synthase (UDP-forming) activity; mannan synthase activity. Gene Ontology annotation, biological process: plant-type primary cell wall biogenesis; cellulose biosynthetic process. The record is from RefSeq and is a predicted model, not a curated record. The transcript has 9 exons. The coding region runs from base 19 to 2235 and encodes 738 amino acids.
CGUGCAGAGCCGUAGAGCAUGGCGACGGCAAAGGGUGGGUAUCUUCCACUCUUCGAAACGAAGGAAGCAAAGGGUCGAGUGGCUUAUCUAGUGUUUGCUUUGUCUACACUUGUGGCCAUUUGUAUGAUUUUGGUGUACAGAGUAAGGCAUGUCCCAACUGGAGAAGGAGGGCAGGGUGGAAGAUGGGUUUGGAUUGGACUGUUUGUUGCAGAACUCUGGCUCUCUCUCGCAUGGCUCCUCCGUCAAUCUCUUCGAUGGAACCCUGUCUAUCGCUACACCUUCAAGGACAGGCUCUCCCACAGGUACGAGAGGGAAUUGCCGGUGGUGGAUAUAUUUGUAUGCACAGCGGACCCAAAGGUGGAGCCACCAAUAAUGGUGAUAAACACUGUGUUAUCGGUCAUGGCCUAUGAUUAUCCGCCGGAGAAGCUCAGCGUUUAUCUUUCGGACGAUGGUGGGUCUGAGUUGAUGUUCUACGCAAUGCUAGAGGCCUCUCUCUUCUCUAAGCAUUGGCUCCCCUUCUGCAAGCAAUUCAAAGUGGAGCCUCCUUCCCCUUCAGCUUUUUUCUCCGGUCACUCUGACCCUCUUCAUCCUCACAUGGACAAUCACUAUUCUUCCAUUAAGAAAUUGUACAAAGACAUGGAGAAUCGGAUCAAAAUUGUGAUAGAGCUCGGUCGAGCUCCAGAAGAAAUCCGCAAGGAGAACAAAGGUUUUCUUGAGUGGGAUACAGUUUAUGGUCCACGUGAUCACCAAACCAUUCUUCAGGUAUUAAUUGAUGGAAGAGACCCAAAUGCUGUGGAUAUGGAAGGACAACCAUUACCAACCCUGGUAUACAUGGCCCGUGAGAAGAGACCCCAAUACCAUCAUAACUUCAAGGCUGGAGCUAUGAAUUCGCUGAUAAGAGUGUCUUCGAAGAUAAGCAAUGCCCCAAUAAUUCUAAAUGUCGACUGUGAUAUGUACUCAAACAAUUUGGAUUCGGUGAGAGAUGCCCUUUGUUUUUUCAUGGAUGACGAGAAGGGCCAUGAGAUUGCUUAUGUACAGUAUCCACAAAACUUCUACAACAUCAUUAAGAAUGAUCUCUAUGGCAGUUUUCUCAGAACAAAUUUUGAGGUGGAAUUCUUUGGUAUGGAUGGCUAUGGAGGGCCUGCCUAUCUUGGAACUGGGUGCUUUCACAGGAGAGAUACCCUUUGUGGGAGGAAAUACGCAGAGGGGUACAAGAGAGAGUGGAAAACAGAGAAUGACAGAAUUGCAAGAGAAAGUUUGAAUGAAUUUGUAGAGAGAAUAAAGGGCCUUGCGAAUUGUAGUUAUGAUCAUGAGAACACUCAAUGGGGAAAAGAGAUGGGAGUGAAGUAUGGUUGUCCAGUUGAAGAUACGAUUACAGGUUUAACAAUUCAAUGUAGGGGAUGGAAAUCAGUGUAUUUCAAUCCGGCCAAGAAGGGCUUCCUUGGUCUUGCUCCUAUUUCGUUGGAUCAGGUGCUUGUGCAACACAAAAGAUGGGCUGAAGGUCAUCUUCAGCUUUUUCUCUCAAGGUACUGUUCCUUCUUACAAGGUCAUGGAAGGAUCAAGAUAGGACUUCAAAUGGCAUAUUCCUUCUACAACAUGUGGGCUACUUACGGCCCUCCAACAUUCUAUUACGUUGUCAUUCCUUCACUUUGUCUCCUUAAAGGCAUUCCCCUCUUUCCAAAGAUUUCAAGCCCAUGGUUACUGCCUUUCGCAUAUUUGACCAUCGCCAGUUCCACAUAUAGCUUAGGAGAGUUCUUAUGGAUAGGUGGCUCAGUCCAAGGUUGGUGGAAUGACAAAAGAAUAUGGAUCUACAGGAGAACAACUUCCUACCUCUUUGCCAUUGUAGACACAAUGCUCAAGUUGUUAGGGUUUACUGAAACAGGAUUUGUCAUCACAGAUAAGGUUGCUGACGAUGAUGUGAUGCAGAGAUAUGAGCAAGAGAUCAUGGAAUUUGGAACCAAUUCUCCCAUGUUUAGCAUCCUAACAACAGUUGCUUUGCUCAACUUAUUUAGUUUGUUUUCAGGGUUGAAGAGAUUGCUCAUGGGUCCUCCUGGAACUGAUGACGUUUUAGAGACAUGGUGCUUGCAAAUCCUUGUGUGUGCAUUUGUGGUAGCCAUUAAUCUUCCAGUCUACCAAGGCAUCUUCUUUCGCAAGGACAAAGGCCGCAUACCUUCCUCUCUUGUGUCUACAUCAUUUGUUUUGACUUUAAUAGCUUCCAUGCUACCCAUGUACUAGUUUGUAUUCAUAAA